This is a messenger RNA of Daphnia magna, 2046 nucleotides long. RefSeq names its product cuticle protein 19.8. The record is from RefSeq and is a predicted model, not a curated record. Bases 881 to 1930 code for a protein of 349 amino acids. The transcript is spliced from 3 exons. Gene Ontology annotation, cellular component: extracellular matrix. NCBI's taxonomy places the organism in Eukaryota, Metazoa, Arthropoda, Branchiopoda, Diplostraca, Daphniidae.
ACUUAGUAAUGGGCACAGACUAUGAGGGGGCGGACGGGCAAGGCAACGAUAGGGUCGACGGGCAACUACAGCGGGCGUUUUGGCGGACAAAGAGUGCGUCGACGGGCAGAGAGGGUGUUGACGGACAGAGGCUGUGAGUGAUGUGACGGGCAAAGGCAGCAAGUGGAUCGACGGGCAGAAGCAAAGAGUGGGUCGACGGGCACCUACAGCGGUCGUUUUGGCAAGCAAAAUAGGUUGACGUGCAGACUAUGAGGAGGAGGACGGGCAACUAGGCGGACACCUUUGCGGAUAGAGACAGUGAAUGGGUCGACGGGCAUAAAAUGGGAACGCAGAAAGCUUAAAGAGUAGACGGGCAAAAAUUAACCGUUAACAGUUUGGCAGAAUUAAAUGGCGAAAAAAGCGUUAAAAAUACGCUAGCGCCACCUAUCUCCCGGCCCUGGACGGGCCCAAAGUUACUAGUCUAUUCAUAGAUAAACAAAGAAGGCGACUUUCACUUUUUUUUUUCUAAGUCUCUAGUGAUUGGAUAAUAAGCUACUGAUAUAAUAAGUACUUCUGUUAUUCGCGAUAGGUUGCGCACAAGAGGAAGACAUUUGCCAACCUAUUCCCAUAAAGUGAAACAUCUCUUUGAAAUGAACCGAAAAGGAUUGAGAAAUUCGACGCUUUGCAUAAAGAUGGUAAUAGAAAGCCACCAGCUUUUGCGUGCCUUGAGUUAAAUUGCAAAGUUUGACAAUGCCCGGCACCCCACACAUGCAAUUUUGAUUUCCGGCCUUCAGGAAUCAUACAGAAUUAAAUUCAAAAAACGACUGCCAAUAUAAAAUGAAACAGACAGUCGAAGAAAAUCAGUUGACGAGCUCAUCCUUUCGAGAACACAUCCACAAACAUGAACGUCUUCAUCUUCACGGUGUUAUGCUCGAUGACAUCAAUAGCGAUCGGUCAAGAUGACACAACUUGGCAGGAACCUGUUUCGGGACGUGAUUCAAAGGUCGAAUACGGUCCCGCACCUGUUAGGGCUCCACCUUCUGAACCCAUCGUUGUCACCAUUCCCACCACUGCCAAAGCCACUGCUACCGCAUAUUCUGCUGCCCUAGUUCAAUCUGCCUCAGCAGGGCCAGUCAAGUUCCCGGAGCAGACAUCAGCACCAAAGCCCUUAAUGCCUUACAGCUUUGAAUAUGGAGUGAAUGAUGACGCGAUCGGCUUGGACUUCGGACACAAGGAGAGCAGUGACGGUGCAAUCGUCACGGGGACGUAUUACGUUUUACUGCCCGACGGACGUAUGGAAACAGUCAAUUACAAAGCUGAUGGCAAUGGAUACGUGGCAGAAGUUUCCUAUGAAGGAGAGGCCAAAUAUGAAGCUGUCCAAACUCAGCAAUCGGGUGGAAUUAAAUCAGGUACUUCCGGACAGUUGCAAGCUUCGUCCAACUCCGGUGCUUUAUCAACACCUGGUUCAUCCAAUCUUCCUCCACCACCGCCUUUCAUCCCUAGUGGUGCACCUAAAGAACCUACACCGCCUUUCAUCCCUAGUGGUGCACCUAAAGAACCCACACCGCCAGCCACUGUUCCAGUAAAAGCUCCACAAGUAUCCGUUCCAGUUUGGCCGGCUGUUAAACCGUCGGUGAUCCCUAAGGCUCCUGUUGUUGGCCCUACUCCUUCUGUUGUUCCUGCCACUCCUGCUUUUGUUAAUGCCCCUCCUCCUGUUCCAGUGUAUGGUCCGGAUCCAGCUUCAAACUGGGCACCGGGUCCGUCUCAAUUAUCCCAAGCCCCGGCCGUUCAAAUUCCUGGAACUCCAUCGGGAUUCACUCGUUCACCAGUCCAUGCCAUAUCUUACGGUCAAGGUGCUCCUCCAUCUGCAAUUCCAGCGUAUCCGGUUGGACCAAUUCCGUUGACUCAGAGAAACACCCCUAAGCCGCCGUCUAAUCCCUAUUCCAUUUGAACAGUUUAACUUGGUAUGAGAGUAUACCAUUUAUGUCAACGUCAAGCCCUUUUCACAGAAACGGAAUAUGGAACCAUGCUUUUAAAUAAGAUUUAAAUAUAAAUAUAAAAUGACAA